CAUUAAAUGUCUCCUGAGUGGACUGAAGGAUGUGAUCUUCAGCUUUUCUCUCCCACUGAACACACACACUAAUCAUUCUCUUCCCCAAAAAUACCCAUCCAUGAAUUCUUCUCCACCCAACCACGACGGAGCAACGCCGCCGCCGGCCACCGCCGAGGGCUCCUCCCGCUCCGGCUCCGCCGAUCAGCCGCCCCUGAGCCGCUACGAGUCCCAGAAACGCCGCGACUGGAACACGUUCGGUCAGUACUUAAAGAACCAACGGCCACCGGUCUCCUUAUCCCACUGUAACUGCAACCACGUGCUGGAAUUCCUCCGCUACCUCGAUCAGUUCGGGAAAACUAAGGUUCACUUGCACGGUUGCGUGUUCUUCGGGCAACCCGAUCCCCCGUCCCCCUGCACGUGCCCUCUCCGGCAAGCAUGGGGCAGCCUCGACGCCUUGAUUGGCCGCCUCCGCGCCGCCUACGAUGAAAACGGCGGCUCGCCGGAGAAUAAUCCGUUCGGGAACGGCGCGAUUCGGGUUUAUCUCCGGGAGGUCAAGGAAUGCCAGGCCAAAGCGCGAGGGAUCCCUUACAAGAAGAAAAAGAAGCGCAAGUUAAAUCCAGUUAGGGGAAUUAACGAUCAGAAUACUACCUUGAAACAGUCCACAACAAAUAUGGUCAAGUAGGGAGUUGAAUCUCUUGAGAAGUAAAGAUGGAGAAGAUAGAGGACACUGCAGCUUCUGGAAAAAUGAAUCCCCAUCUCAAAACUAGCUGCCUAGGAACUGUUAUUUGUGUAGAUUAAGGUAAGGAAAAAAGAUUCUCAGGCUUUUAAGGAAAGAAUGUCUGGGGUUGGAGACUUGGAAUUUUCAUCUUUGUUUUGUUUUUUUUGGCCCCAAGCUUAUGUAUAAUUGUAUAAAAUUGCACCAAAGUAGUUGUUGCUACUCUAGACAUACAGACAUAAUAAAUACAUAUAUGAACUUCUAUAAUGCAUGUAUGUCUGUGUGUGUAUAUUUCUAUACACAUUUGAUGUGCAGUUUGCAUGAAUUGAAGUAUAUGCAUUCAUUUCAAGGUAUUAUAA
Messenger RNA from Ipomoea triloba (trilobed morning glory), 1056 nucleotides. RefSeq names its product protein LIGHT-DEPENDENT SHORT HYPOCOTYLS 10-like. Bases 101 to 664 code for a protein of 187 amino acids. The transcript is spliced from 2 exons. NCBI's taxonomy places the organism in Eukaryota, Viridiplantae, Streptophyta, Magnoliopsida, Solanales, Convolvulaceae. Gene Ontology annotation, cellular component: nucleus. Gene Ontology annotation, biological process: response to light stimulus; mRNA transcription. The record is from RefSeq and is a predicted model, not a curated record.